AUGGAGGCGCUUGCCAAGAUUAUACUGGCUGCCCGCGCCGCAUGCGGAGUCGAACAAGUCCCAACAGACAAGGUGUUGGAGUCUGUUGCAAUCUCCGUCCAGAACCACAUGGCUAGUUUCGACGCAUCUCACAAUUUUCAUCAUGUCAUUCGCGUUGUAGCUCUGGCAAACUCCAUCAUGGUUGCCGAGCGCAACAGCGAGCCUACUAUCGACCCAGCCGUUGUUCUUCUAGCUGCGCUCCUUCACGAUGUCACGGACAAGAAGUAUACACAAGAUGCGGACGGAGAUUCCAAGCUGACACAGAUUCUGGAAAAGGCUGGAGUCCAUGGGCCUAUUGCGACUGCGAUUGUGACUGUUGUCAACAACGUCUCGUACUCGACAGAGAUGCGCCAUCCGAACCGCAUCUCGUCCGUCUUGUCGAUGCAUCCUGAGCUGGGCAUUGUACAAGAUGCGGACAGACUGGACGCCAUUGGGGCGAUUGGCAUCGGCCGCGCAUUCACGUAUGGUGGUGCACAGAUGCCAUUGUCCGACAUGCAGCUUUCGAGAAACCACAUGACGGAAAAGCUGGAAAAGCUAGAGUCCAUGAUGAAGACGGGGACUGGAAGGAAUCUGGCGGGGCAGCGAAUGCAGAGGAUUCACAUGUUUACGGAAUGGUGGGAUGAUGAAUCUAGAAUUUUGUAUGGAGAUGCGACUGAUUGA
Molecule: messenger RNA, 699 nt
Organism: Beauveria bassiana ARSEF 2860
Lineage: Eukaryota; Fungi; Ascomycota; Sordariomycetes; Hypocreales; Cordycipitaceae
Product: HD domain-containing protein
Exons: 3
Coding region: 1-699 (232 amino acids)
Source: RefSeq, a predicted model, not a curated record